Molecule: messenger RNA, 2596 nt
Organism: Rhinopithecus roxellana (golden snub-nosed monkey)
Lineage: Eukaryota; Metazoa; Chordata; Mammalia; Primates; Cercopithecidae
Gene: DNAI1
Product: dynein axonemal intermediate chain 1
Exons: 20
Coding region: 253-2367 (704 amino acids)
Biological process (GO): outer dynein arm assembly; cilium movement
Cellular component (GO): outer dynein arm
Molecular function (GO): dynein light chain binding; dynein heavy chain binding
Source: RefSeq, a predicted model, not a curated record
UCCUUCCCGGGCCGGCUGGGCGCGCCAGAGGCGCCUGCGCCUUGGCUGCAGGUCGGUUGCUGGGUAACCGCGUCAGGGAGUUGGAUUCUGUCCUGCAAGGGCACGGGGACCCACAACGACGGCUGUCCCUAAAGAACACUUGCGACUGGUAGUUGAAGUGGAGAGUCCAGAUUUCUUGUGUGUGGUCAAGGAGACGGACAAACUUUUUGUCUUCAGACGAGGGAGCGUUUUGUAGACUCUCCAGGGGUUGAGAUGCUUCCUGCUUCUGCGAAGGCUCCCCAUAAACAGUCUCGUAAGCAGAGCAUCAGCAUAGGCAGAGGAACCAGGAAGAGAGAUGAAGAUUCAGGGACUGAAGUGGGAGAAGGCACAGAUGAAUGGGCCCAAUCCAAAGCCACAGUUAGACCCCCUGACCAGCUGGAGUUGACCGAUGCGGAGUUAAAGGAGGAGUUCACUCGGAUUUUGACAGCCAACAACCCACACGCACCCCAGAACAUUGUCAGGUACAGCUUCAAAGAAGGCACAUAUAAGCCUAUUGGCUUUGUGAACCAACUGGCAGUUCACUACACCCAGGUUGGGAACCUGAUCCCCAAAGACUCAGAUGAAGGACGGCGGCAGCAUUAUCGUGAUGAGUUGGUGGCAGUAUCCUACCAAGGUUCUCAGGAGUCUGCCAAGGUGAUUUCAGAAACAGAAAACCUCGAAGAAGAUGAAGAGCCCAAGGAGUUAGAAACUGAGUCUGGCAGUCAAACAGAUGUGCCUGCAGCUGGGGCAGCUGAAAAAGUGACUGAAGAAGAAUUGAUGACUCCUAAGCAGCCCAAAGAGCGAAAGCUCACUAACCAGUUCAACUUCAGUGAGAGGGCCUCACAGACGUUCAACAACCCUCUCCGGGAUCGAGAAUGCCAGAUGGAACCUCCUCCCAGGACAAACUUUUCAGCCACAGCCAAUCAGUGGGAGAUCUAUGAUGCCUACGUAGAGGAACUUGAGAAGCAGGAAAAGACCAAAGAGAAAGAGAAGGCAAAGACUCCGGUGGCUAAAAAGUCAGGGAAGAUGGCCAUGAGGAAGCUGACAUCUAUGGAGUCUCAGACUGAUGAUAUCAUCAAAGUGUCCCAAGCUGCUAAGAUCGUGGAGCGGAUGGUCAAUCAGAAUACAUACGAUGACGUUGCUCAAGAUUUUAAGUACUAUGAGGAUGCGGCUGAUGAAUACCGGGACCAGGUGGGUACCCUGCUGCCGCUCUGGAAGUUCCAAAAUGACAAAGCCAAGCGCCUGUCCGUCACCGCCCUCUGCUGGAAUCCAAGGUACAGGGAUCUGUUUGCAGUGGGACAUGGCUCUUAUGACUUCAUGAAGCAGAGCCGGGGCAUGCUGCUGCUCUACAGCAUGAAGAACCCCAGCUUCCCUGAGUACAUGUUCAGCAGCGACAGCGGCAUCAUGUGUCUUGACAUCCACAUGGACCACCCCUACCUGGUGGCAGUGGGCCACUAUGACGGCAACGUGGCCAUUUACAACCUCAAGAAGCCCCACUCCCAGCCCUCCUUCCGCAGCUCAGCCAAGUCUGGCAAGCACUCGGACCCUGUGUGGCAGGUCAAGUGGCAGAAGGAUGACAUGGACCAAAACCUUAACUUCUUCUCUGUGUCAUCUGACGGCAGGAUUGUGUCUUGGACUCUCGUGAAGAGCGAGCUGGUUCACGUAGAUGUUAUCAAGCUGAAGGUGGAAGGCAGCACCACGGAAGUUCCUGAGGGGUUGCAGCUGCACACAGUGGGUUGUGGCACUGCCUUUGACUUCCACAAAGAGAUUGACUACAUGUUCCUAGUGGGCACAGAGGAGGGAAAAAUCUACAAGUGCUCUAAAUCCUACUCCAGCCAAUUCCUCGACACCUAUGACGCCCACAACAUGGCAGUGGACGCUGUGUCCUGGAACCCAUACCACACCAAGGUCUUCAUGUCCUGCAGCUCCGACUGGACAGUGAAGAUCUGGGACCACACCAUCAAGACUCCGAUGUUCAUCUAUGACCUGAACUCAGCCGUGGGUGAUGUGGCCUGGGCGCCAUACUCUUCUACUGUGUUCGCAGCAGUCACCACAGAUGGGAAGGCCCACGUGUUUGACUUGGCCAUCAACAAGUAUGAGGCCAUCUGCAACCAGCCUGUGGCGGCCAAAAAGAAGAACAAGAUCACCCACGUGCAGUUCAAUCCCAUCCACCCCAUCAUCAUUGUGGGCGAUGACCGUGGGCAUAUCAUCUGCCUCAAGCUCUCACCCAAUUUGCGCAAGAUGCCAAAGGAAAAGAAGGGGCAGGAGGUGCAGAAGGGUCCAGCUGUGGAGAUUGCGAAACUGGACAAACUGCUGAAUCUGGUGAGGGAAGUGAAAAUCAAGACCUGAGGGCCCAGCCUCAGCCUCUGUCCCAUCGCUUGAAUCCAGUACUCCUAGGGCUUAACCCUGGUACCCAGUCCAGCCUUAGCACCCAGCAUGUGACCCCACUCCUGAUCAGGUCCCAGCAUCUUCCCUUCUUAUUCUGCUCCUUAAGGUCCCAGCACCUUACUCCAGGACUUGGUCUUCAACCACCAUUACCCCUCUAACUUUGCACAAAUAAACCUGUCUAGAAACCCAC